UUACAACUGAGUGAAUCCCAUCACGUCUGCUAGGCGGCCAGCGGCCAUCGGUGUCACUCCGCCACUCCGGCCCCAUUCGACAGAGACAUCACCGGCAGCAGGUUAAUAAUGGCGCUUCGCGCGGCGGAGCUCCGGCGACUCCUCCUCCUCCGCGGCGGGGCGGUCCUCCCGCUCCCGCUCGCGUCGCGCUGCCGGCCGGCGAGCACGGCCGCCCGUGACGACGAGGGAGCAGGGGGCAACGCCUACGACGUGCUCGGGGUGGGAGAGACGAGCUCCUCCGCGGAGAUCAAGGCCUCCUUCCACCGCCUCGCCAAGGAGACCCACCCCGACGUCGCUGCCGCCGCCGGUUCCCGACGGUUCCUUCAGAUCCUCGCGGCCUACGAGAUCCUAUCCGAUUCCCAGCGAAGGGCGCACUAUGAUAGCUUCCUGCGCUCGCAGAGGCUAGUUAUACAGAAGCAUCCCAGGCCAUCGCAAUAUGUAUAUCCAUAUCCAUAUAGUUCAGGCAUUGUGAUGCCUAGAGAAAGUAAUGUUGUCGAGUGGCUUAAAUGGUACAGGCUUACUGUUGAUGACAUUGUUACAAAAAAGAGAAUCGCGACGGGUUCAGGUUAUUUCGAUAGACUUGAGAGUGAACUGUACUCUGCAGUCCAUGCUGCAUACUAUGGCCCCGAGGUUGAGUCCAUGGAUCUCCUUCCUGAUUGCUUUGAAGCCGAGGAGAGGUCUGUGUAUGAGACAUCUGAGCUAUUGCACCUUGUAUCUGGCCGUGAUCUGCUUGGUAUUGUCAGUCUAGUCGAUAGCGUCCGAGAGCGGUCUGAUGCUUGUCGUGAGAAGCUGACACAUUCUGGUUCUGCAACCUGCGGCGUUAGUCCAAAUGUUGCAGUAAACGGGGAGAAAUGUUCAAUACCUAGGCAUGCAGAUAUUCACAAGCAAGAGAAUGAGGAUAGUGACAGUAUCCCAUCAGAUGCCUACAAGGACAUUGAAUUGCAGAUAUGUGGGAGAGUAGUGGCCACUGCAAAUAGGAGGCUCAAGUGCAAUUGCAUUGACAAUUCAGACAUGGAAGAUCACAUACAUGUAUUUCUUGUUCCAAAUGAGGUGGUUGCACCUGAUGUGAUGCAAGAGCAUCUCCUCCUUGGAACAAUCACUGGGUUAGACACCAGUGGAGAGGAAGGAUCUUGCUGUGUCUAUGAUGGCCAUGGAAUAAAGACCCAUGUAAUUGUUAAGCACAGGACACUGAUGGUUAAACACAUGCACUGGUAUCAAUUUGGAGAUGAAGUUUCACCCUGCGAGUGUCGAUGUAGCAGGGCUCGGUUGCCACCCAGCAGGUUUUGGCUUUUUGAGCCACGGUGUUAUAUGCAUGACACUGGCGGUUGGUACAUCGAGACAUUUGGGAGAGACAAGAAAGGGAGGACAACUCCAUCGCCGAGACAUUGGCAUGGUGUCAAUGAACAUUCUGAAAACCAUGCUCUUUCAUCAUAUUCUGGCGUGGCGCCUGGCGAAGAAAGUGAGGUGCCAGUUUAAUGGCAUAUUAAUUUUACCACUAGAGCAGUAGACAACAGGUGGUGGCACUUGCUGGCUGUGCUAUAUUCGGCAAGACAAGGCAAAGCUGGCUGAGCUAUUAUUAACAUCCUAAGGUAGUAUGCCACUUCGAAAGUCAUUGCAUUCUCCGCUGCUAUAAAAGUUUGGUUUUUAGCAUUUCUGGAGUGCCUAGGGUUAGGUUUAUCUAUUUCCCUUCCCGCAAAAAAAAGGUUUAUCUGUUUCCCAAAGUAUAAUGAGUUUUUUUUUCGACAAAGGGUGGAUUCAAAGUAUAAUGAGUACAUAAAGUAAUAUGUCUGAUGGCAAGUGCUGUUCCCAGGGAAAGUCUUGUGAAUUCCAUCAGGAGUGAACUGACAGUUGUAAGUUUA
Molecule: messenger RNA, 1898 nt
Organism: Aegilops tauschii subsp. strangulata
Lineage: Eukaryota; Viridiplantae; Streptophyta; Magnoliopsida; Poales; Poaceae
Source: RefSeq, a predicted model, not a curated record